Rhineura floridana is the source of this 4308-nucleotide messenger RNA. It is a transcript of the gene ABCB9, whose product is annotated as ATP binding cassette subfamily B member 9. The record is from RefSeq and is a predicted model, not a curated record. The coding region runs from base 283 to 2634 and encodes 783 amino acids. NCBI's taxonomy places the organism in Eukaryota, Metazoa, Chordata, Lepidosauria, Squamata, Rhineuridae. The transcript is spliced from 12 exons. Gene Ontology annotation, cellular component: lysosomal membrane. Gene Ontology annotation, biological process: peptide transport; transmembrane transport. Gene Ontology annotation, molecular function: ABC-type oligopeptide transporter activity; ATP hydrolysis activity; ATP binding.
AGCAAGCUGCUAGGGACAAGAUUAUCAGCUGCAUAGGUGGGCGGGGGCGUGGCCUGGUGAUGCACCCGAGGAAAUGCCCCGCCCACCGCCGACCUUGUCCCGGAGAGGCUUCUAGACGCCGACGCCGCGUCUGCUUCGGAGCGAGGCUGUCGCGCCCGGCUUUUGUCUGCAGGAAAGACUGGGCAGACACGUUGGCUCUACUAGGAGCUUCCUGUUCCUCCCUCGCCUUCCCCAUCCCUGGCUGUUUCUCCACCUCUACCUCACACCGGGACCAUCUGGAUUAUGCGUGCCUGGAAAGUGGUGGCCGGCACUCUGGCCUUUACGGGCGUGGAUGUGACGGUGACCACCUUGCUGUACAAAUACAGCCGCAGCGACGGCAGCAUCCUUCAGGAUCUGAAACACUUUAACAUCUUUGAUUCCAUGCUGGAUAUCUGGGGGGCCUGUCUCUACCGGAGCUGCGUGCUUUUGGGGGCUGCCUUCGGGGUCGCCAAAAACACCAACUAUGGUCCCAAGCGGUUGAAAGGCUCCCGGAUCUUUAUCAUGUUUGUCUGCCUUGUGGUGGGGAUUUACGCCCUGGUCAAGCUGCUGCUCUACUCGGAGGUGAGGAAGACCAUCAAGGACCCCUGGUUUUGGGGUUUGUUUGCCUGGACGUACUUGUCUCUGGCGGCCACCUUCUCCUUGUGGCAGCUCCUGUCUUCGGUGAGACCUUCCAGGGAGACUCUGGGAGUGAAUUCUGAAUCUAGGACUGAAGCAGAGGAAGGUGGUGAUCCACGUUUGCCUGAUGCUCAGGGGAAAAAAGAGGAGGCGUCGGCGGCCACCAUUUGUAAGCUCUUGUCUUAUACCAAGCCAGAUGCUCACUUCCUCGUGGUGGCCUUUGUCUUCCUUUUAGUAGCCGCUUUAGGAGAGACGUUCCUUCCGUACUACACCGGCCGGGCUAUUGACGGAAUAGUAAUCCGGAAGAGCAUGGAGCAAUUUUCCAUGGCUGUGGUGAUCAUGGCCCUUCUGGCCAUCGGAAGCUCAUUUGCCGCAGGUAUCCGGGGCGGAGUCUUCACUCUCGUGUUUGCUAGGCUGAACAUCCGGCUGCGCAACAGUCUCUUCCGAUCACUGGUUUCUCAGGAAAUGAGUUUCUUUGAUGAAAAUCUUACCGGUGACAUCAUUUCCCGGCUGACCUCAGACACUACGAUUGUGAGCGACCUGGUCUCUCAGAACAUCAACAUCUUCCUGCGCAACAUGGUCAAGGCUACGGGGGUUAUUGUUUUCAUGUUCAGCCUCUCAUGGCAGCUCUCCCUGGUGACUUUCAUGGGAUUCCCCAUAAUCAUGCUCGUAUCGGAUCUUUAUGGGAAAUACUACAAGAAGCUCUCCAAAGAGGUCCAGAAUGCUUUGGCAAAAGCCAACAACACUGCGGAGGAAACCAUCUCGGCGAUGAAGACGGUCCGCAGCUUUGCCAACGAGGAGGUGGAAGCAAAUGUCUAUCGGGACAAACUGCAGCAAGUCUACAGACUCAACAAAAAAGAAGCCAUGGCUUAUACUUACUAUGUGUGGUCCAGCGGGCUAACGCUCCUUAUCGUUCAAGUCAGCAUCUUGUACUAUGGAGGCCACCUGGUGAUCUCUGACCAGAUGACCAGCGGGAACCUGAUAUCCUUCAUUAUUUAUGAAUUCGUCCUGGGAGACUGCAUGGAGUCCAUAGGCUCAGUCUAUAGUGGGCUGAUGCAGGGUGUCGGAGCUGCUGAGAAAGUGUUUGAGUUCAUAGACCGUAAGCCAACCAUGGUGAAUGAUGGGACCCUGGCCCCCAGCCAGCUGGAGGGCAAAGUGGAGUUCAAGAAUGUCACAUUUGCUUACCACACUCGACCUACAACCCAGGUCUUGCAGAAUGUCUCCUUCACUCUCCCUCCUGGGCAAGUGACUGCACUGGUGGGUCCCUCAGGCAGUGGGAAGAGUUCCUGUGUCAACAUCAUGGAGAACUUCUACCCACUCCAAGAUGGGCAAGUCCUGCUGGAUGGGCAGCCUAUUAACAUGUACGAGCACAAGUACCUGCACACAGUGACAUCUUUGGUGAGCCAAGAGCCGGUGCUCUUUGCCCGGUCUAUUGCAGAAAACAUCUCCUAUGGCCUGGCCUCUGUCCCUUAUGAGUCGGUCAUUCAGGCUGCCCAGAAGGCCAACGCCCACACUUUUAUUACGGAAUUGCAGGAUGGAUACCACACAGAAGCUGGGGAAAAGGGUACCCAGCUUUCUGGCGGGCAGAAGCAGAGAGUGGCUAUUGCGAGAGCUUUAAUCAGAAACCCACCUAUCCUGAUAUUGGAUGAAGCCACCAGCGCCCUAGAUGCGGAGAGCGAACAUGCGAUUCAGCGAACCAUUUAUGGGGAUGUCCAGAACCACACAGUGCUUGUCAUAGCCCACAGACUGAGCACUGUGGAGAAGGCACACAACAUCAUUGUUCUCGACAAGGGCUGUGUGGUACAGCAAGGGACACACAAGCAGCUCAUGGAAGAAGGCGGCCUUUAUUACAAGCUGGUGCAAAGACAGAUCCUGGGCCAUGAGACAGGCACAGGGGAUGGCAGUCAGCUGGAUGGCAGCUUGGCUGGCAUCCAGAGAGAGUCACCAAAGAUGGGACUGGCCGAGGAGUUCCAAGCGUAACAUUGCACUUGUCGGACUUGGUAAUCUUGAACUGCACGGAUGGGCUGUCAGCUGAGCUCAGAGGUGAAAAUACUAUGGAAUCCAACUGAAAACCCACUGGAAGAGUCACCCUCUCCACUUUAGCACAGCUUCACAAUGAUGUCCAUUUACACUCAUAAGCACUAAACGUCUGGUGCAUACUGAUCCCAGUCGGCAGCAUCCUGCUGAUCAGAGAGAACCAGUGGGCCAACGAUCCCCACAAUUGCCCAUGUUUUUUCUUUUCCCACUGGUAACGCAUGCAAAACCUGCUGUUAUUUAUAAACAGGUGUGAUUUUUUUUUUAGGUGUAUGGGGAGAAGGAUGACCUGUGGAGGAUCUCUGAGGGUGGUUGUGUGGGCUGGCUUAGAGUUGGGGCCAGUCAGUAGCUGCUGAUUGGGAUCACUCCAGUGCCUGUAAACAUCCUUGCUAAUUCUAUGAAAGGUCAGUUUGGCCUAAAGUAUGGCAACCUCAUUGAAACAAAUUUUCUUUAGGGCACUUGGCUCAGGUCUUGACCGCAUUAGACCCAGAAUUUGCAAAAAUGGCUAGUGGCUCUGGAGACCUCCGACUUGAAGAGUGCAACUGAAUAUGGUGUGAUAGUCGCACAGUGAAUAUGCAUGAUGGGUUUUAAGCCCAUUUCAACUGGGCAUCCAGAAUCAUAAUUCCUUUUUGAAAAACCUUGCAUUCAGACCCCCAGGUGGCAUUGCAGCAUACGGGUGAGUGGUGGGUUGUGUCCCUGACCUGAAGCAAUUGCCUUCAUGGAAGUAAUCCCCGAAAUAGAUUCUUCUUCCUUUGGUUAGCUUUUGAUUUUAGAGGUGUGCACUUUUAAAGGAGGAACAACUUAAAAUGGUUUACAUUUCUGUUGCCCUUUAUUAAUUGUUGCACAGUGUCAGUUUGUGCACCAACAUUCACAGCAAAUAUGACAAUCCUGUUUUCAAAACUUUGAUUUUGCAAGGACACUCAAGGCUUUCUUUUUUGUUUUUAAUGCCUAAAGUUGAACAGUUUUUUUCUUAAACACCAAACAUGAGUCCACUCCACUGGGAACAAUUUCUAUGCAAGUCCUCUUCAAAGAAGCAGGAGCAGACCAUUUCUUUGGCAUGGCUUCUGUUUGUUUCAGUGAGGUUCACGGAAGAGCUUUUCCCAAUUGGUUGUGACCAGUUUUGUUUUGGGAAUCUGAGCAAAAUCUUGUUUAAGGUAUGAAUUCUGCUAGCAAUUCCAAAUAAUUGGUGAGGGCUGGCACUGAUCUUUUGCUUUAUUUAAUUGUCAGUUGCUUGAAAUAUCCUGUUUUGUUGUUGUGUUUUUGUUGUAGCAAAGCAAGGUGGGGGGUUGCAAAAAAACCCACACCCCAAUUGAAUUGUAGCUCUGUAUUGCACUGCCUAAUUCAACCCAGUCUUUUUACAGUUCCAUAAAUGAUUAGGAGGAGCUCACAGGCAGCCAGAAGUGUGUGUUAAAGGGGCCCCUUCCCUGGAGGCUAUGAAUUGAGGAUUGAGCAAUUUUUAAAAUCUCUCUCUUUAGAGUCUCUCUAGUUGCACUUGGUUGUGAAAUGACCUCAAGCACUUAACUCAUUUGAAUUCCUUUCUGAUAUUUUGAUGCUGCUGUGUUUUUAGCAGGUUUUUUGCCGUUUGCAAUAUUUAAAAGAAAUAUAUGUAUUAUAUUUGAU